Pisolithus orientalis is the source of this 1478-nucleotide messenger RNA. RefSeq lists its product as uncharacterized. Gene Ontology annotation, biological process: actin filament organization; endocytosis; actin cortical patch localization. Lineage: Eukaryota; Fungi; Basidiomycota; Agaricomycetes; Boletales; Pisolithaceae. Bases 69 to 1478 code for a protein of 469 amino acids. Gene Ontology annotation, molecular function: ubiquitin binding; phosphatidylinositol binding. The record is from RefSeq and is a predicted model, not a curated record. The transcript is spliced from 8 exons. Gene Ontology annotation, cellular component: actin cortical patch.
AGGUUAUCUCCGAGUCGGGUGUGAUAAGACAGCGCCGAGAGUUUGCUGCUGGCCGACGACCUCUGCCAAUGUUCACCAAAGAGAAGAAACCGCAUUCCUCAAUCACACAGCUGGUCAACCUCCUGACCGGGCAGGACCACGCAAAAGAAUCGUAUGACGACCUACCAGAACUUGCCAGCUCGAUAUCUUUGCAAUCUAAAGGCCUACAGUCCACCGGACCAGCUGAGGCGUCCAGGGCACUAAGAAAGAAAAUCAAACACGGAGAUUCACACCAGAAGUACAGAGCCCUGUUCAUACUGGACGCCUUGAUGGCAAACGGAGAUCAGACAUUUCGAACCAAAUGCAUGGACCACCAACUCGUCGAUGCCCUCAAGCAGCUCGCCUCUGACCCUUACGCAGACAGCGAAGUCCGCAGGAAGCUCGCAAAAGUUCUUUCGGGCUGGAGUGUCCAGUACAAGGGCGAACCUUUCCUGUCACACAUCGCGAGUGUGUAUGCACAAUACGAGGAUCUUCAUCGCCCGUCGCAGCAGCAGGCUCCAGGAGGGAACAGGACGGAGGUCGAUAAGAUGUUGCACAAUGCUUGGUUGUCCUCCGACGGUGCAGAACAGAAAAAGAAGGAUAAGGAGGUAAAGGAAGCCAAAGAAGAAGCGAAGCGCAAAGCUAAACAGGAGAAGGCAGAGGCGAAACGUAGGGCGGAAGAGGAAGCUCGGAGAUCGAAAGACCGGUCGCGAAGGCGCUUUGACUUUGACAAAGAAAAACCCCAAAUUAUCAACUCCAUUGCCAAUGCCAGUCAAGCGAGUAGUAAUCUCAUCAACGCCAUGAAACUCGUCAACUUGGAUAAGGAAAGUGUCGCAACUAAUUCCCACGUGAAAGAUUGUCUGGAGAAGGCGAAAGCGGCACGCAAGACUAUUGUGCGGUAUAUCCAACUCGUUGAAAACGAGGAGAUGAUCGGAACGCUUAUCACUGCAAACGAACAAGUUAUCGCCGCUAUCCAAAUGCAUGAUGACGUUCGUCGGUCUACACUUUCGCACGUUGCAAAUGGAGAGCUAACGGGAGCCCCGCAGCUCGUUGCAGCAGGAGCUCCUUCGAAGGAUCGUUCUGCUGACAUACAAUCUGGGGUAGAAGCUAUGUCGCUCCACCCCGGCGGCCGCUCGAGGCUUCAGGGACAGAAUGAACGAGAAAUUAACAGUUACGAAGACGAACGAAAUGGCAGCACUAUCCACCCUGAUCUGCAGGACCUGUCCUUUGGUUCUCUGGGAGAUGAACAAGGGUCGCUGCCACCGCCAAUGAGACCCUCUACACGGCACGGAUCUUCCGACGACGAGUGGGAUCAGCAACGCGCAAAUCUUUCUGAAUUCAGCGAUUUUGAAAGCGAGGAUCUGCAUGAAAAUUAUCGUGCAGGACCAAGUUCGAAUACCCACGGGCAUGAAGAGUCGGAAAAUGUGGAAGAUCCAUUUGCCGACCCUUUUGCAGACUGA